Messenger RNA from Musca domestica (house fly), 2393 nucleotides. RefSeq lists its product as uncharacterized. The transcript is spliced from 6 exons. NCBI's taxonomy places the organism in Eukaryota, Metazoa, Arthropoda, Insecta, Diptera, Muscidae. The record is from RefSeq and is a predicted model, not a curated record. Bases 304 to 1632 code for a protein of 442 amino acids.
CAACGGCUGUUGGUGAAUUGUGCACGAACGUGCUCAAAUUGACACCGAGACGUGGUCAACUUUCGGUACCAACAACAGCCGUGCUUAAUUUGUCCAUUUGUAAUAUUGGUAAUUGCAGCCGAUUACACACGAGUAAAAAAUGACAACGGUGGUGCAUGAUUCACACACGGUCGUUGUCAAUAUGACACCGGUCGUGUAUGAAUUAUGCACCACCACCUGCAUAAUGAUGCACCACCGUUGUUACUUUGUACACCGACGUGCAUGAAUCGUACACGAUCGUUGCCAUUUUAGCAACUACCGUGUAUGAAUCAUGCACCACCGUUGUCAUUUUUUUUACUCGUGUGCAAUCGGCUGCAUAUUUACCAUUUUUUCCGUGUUAUUGAAAGAGAAAGGACGCAUUGUGCAAAAAAUUUAUUGAAAAUGAAUAAUAAUUCGCAAGAUCCUCAAAAUAUCAUUGGUGAGUUGUUAGAAAUCGAUGGCAAUAUUGUUGUGGUUCGCGAUACAAACCAUUGCAGCAGUCAAGAUGCGGAAAACAAUGAGGACGAUUAUAUGUUAAGGGAGUUCUUAAAAGGAAUAAAUAUGGAGUCGCUUUUUGAACAAUUAAAAGCAUCACAUGUAACAUUUCGCAGCUUGCAGUACUUGAAAAAAGAAGAUUUAAAGGAAGCAGUGCCACCAUUGGGACUGCGUGUUGAAUUCAGAGAAAAGCUCUUUGCUUGGAAAAAACGAAAGCUCGGGAUUGAUGACGAAACUAUGUCAGUUCCAUCUAAAAUAGGUGAAUGGUGGAAACGCAACGAGACACCUGCAAGUACUCCUGGUACUCCCGACACUACAGGUUCGAACUGCUCAAAAGCCAAAGGAAUUUUGUCAGAGGAUCUAACGGAAUUGUUAACACAUACCUCGAAGGGGAAACUAGCGCUUGAAUGUAGUAGCGUUAAUAAGAAAUUAAGUGACGAGCAAAGAGAUGAUAUAAUUAAUAUAAUUAUUGAAGAUAUUUUAACCAACAAUGUUACUCUUUACACUCAAGACUAUAUGCGCAUAUUGGAUGAAAUUUGUUCCGUUUUUCCUCUUGAAAACGAAAUGAGGGAUUAUUAUUACAUUUCAAGAAAAGGAAAGAACAACGCAAGCGGAAAACUUUAUGCCAAGUAUAGAAACAAGAAGUCCAAAAGAAUAAAGCUUUUGAUUUCCGAGCCUAGCACAAGCAAAGCAGCAACUCACACAUCUCCUAAUUUUUGUAACAAAGAUGUUCCCGAAAUUGAUGAAUCAGUUGAAAAUUCAUUGAAAGCUUCCUUACUAAGAGAAUGUAAUGAUUGGGGAUCGAUCUGCGAAAAAUGGAAAAGAUCUUUUAACAUACGGCAAAGAGAUAUAAAAAAUUUAAGUAGCCAUACAUUUCUCCUUGAAUGGACGAAGUUGUCCGAUGCAAGAGCUUCAGAAUUGGUAAGUAGCCAUGAGCUAUUUAUUUGUAUAUGGAUACUAAUGUUUCGUUUUAGGUCAACAUUGAUUUCGAUAUUAUGUAUCCACAGAAAGGCAAUCUUCUACUUUCUAAAUGGGACCAAUUUAAGAAAAAAAUUUACAAUUAUUAUGGGAAAAAUAUUCAUAACGAACAUUGCAAACAACUCUUCGCAAAUGUUUUGACGGCAAGCAGCAUAGAUGCUCAAGAUUAUAUAUACGCAAUACUGUUGAAUUCAGUUUUACCAUCACCUGCUAGGUUUAAAUGUGGAAACGGUAAAUUACGAAAAAAAGUAACAAUAGCUGAUUCGCAGGAAAGUUUCGUACUGCGACUACCGACAAUUAACGAUUAUAAAAGGCAAAUUGAUACAGUCACUGAAAAGUAUUACAAUGCUGGAUUAACUAUACAGCCAUUUAUAAUUGUGGAGGGUUUGUCCGAUUUCAAUAUAAAAGGUUUUUAUGUUUUUUUUAACCACAAUUUGUUAAAAUUUCAAUCGUUCCUCGAAUGUUUAGAUACAUGUUUUAAAAUUUUUCAUGCACUUUCUUUAAAAUAUCCAAAUGCCUGCCAAAUUCCAUGGAUUUUUAUCCAAAAAUAUUUUUAUGAAAUUAAUACUGUAUAUGAUAUAAAAUCAGUUAAUUUGACUUCACUUAUUAAUUUCUGCAACAAUAAUUAAAGUACAAUUCAAAAUGUAUAUUUGCUUUCGUUGCCGUAAGCAUUUUGAUAAGGCAAAUCUUUUAAUAGCUCAUUUGAAAACAGACCAUUUAAUGUCCACUAAAUUUUUAAAAGUACAAUGCGUUCAGGACAACUGUAAGCAAACAUUUACAAAAUUUACGUCAUUCAGAAUUCAUUUAGAAAAACUUCACAAGAAUCACACAAAAGCUCCACCAAUGGUUAAAGCCAUUAAUGUGCCAGUUGAAAUGUCAUCAUCAAAAGAAAAUGAUUAUAC